UAUUAACCUUCUAAUUAUCUAGACAAAUUAUUUUUAAUCUAAUCAUGGCUUACAAUCUGAAAUUGUUCUCAAUUACUCUUCUGAUCUGCAUAAGUUUUUCACCAACUGAAACAGCAUCAAGAUUCAGCAAUUACAAUUGCGGAAGAAGUCAAACAAUGAGUAUUAGCAACUACAAAAUCAAUUUAAACACACUCUUAUCAACACUAUCAUCAAAAGCUUCUGAUACAAUCAACAAUGGCUACUACAAUACUAGUAUUAGUACAACAGAAGGCACAAUGUAUGGUCUUUUCAUGUGCAUUGGAAACACACAGCACUGUGGAGAUUGUGUCGAAUACUCUGCCAAAAAACUUAGCUCAAUGUGUUUUUUCAAAAGAGAAGCUAUAAUUUGGUCAAAUGAAUGCAUGGUGCAUUAUUCUGAUUGGUCUUUCUUCGAAACUAUGGAAGAAUCUCCAUCAUCUUGUGUGAAAGACGCGUUAGAUUAUAAAGGUUCAUUGGAUGGAUUCAACAAAAUGCUAAGUUCUUUAAUGGUGAAGCUUGUAACAGGAGUAAAUAAAGCUUCACUGCGAAAUGCUACUAAAUUAGCUCUCAAGAGAUCAAUUUUCUUUGAGGAUAAAUUCUUGAAUGGACUUGCUCAGUGCAUACCACAUAUCUCUAAUGAUAACUGCAUGAAGUGUUUGAAGGAUGCUAUUGAUUAUCUUCAAACUUCAUGUGCUGGAGGAAAGAUUAGUGGAAGUGUUUUAUAUCCAAGUUGCAUUGUUAGAUAUGAUACUUAUCCAUUUUUUGCACAACCUAUAGAAGCAAAAAAGAAAACUGGACCAGACCCAUUUUUCAUAAUUUUUCAUAUUGUUGCUCCUGUCAUGAUGUUCUCGGUCGCGGUAUUCCUUUUCGUGAAAUGUGUUUUUUUAGCGGUCGCUAAGUAUCAUGCGAGGAAGGUAUUUGUGGCAAAUUAAGGGGCGAGCGAGAAUGAUGGGCUAGAAAAUAAAUUCUCUGAAAACUUUUCAUACCAUAUAUUAUGUUAGAGACAGAGUACUACAACUACUAUGCUUGGAAAAAUAAAGGAAAGCAUAAAGAAAAACAUUAAAUUAAAGAAAUUAAAAUAUUUUUCAUUGA
Messenger RNA from Trifolium pratense (red clover), 1110 nucleotides. RefSeq names its product cysteine-rich repeat secretory protein 58-like. The coding region runs from base 45 to 950 and encodes 301 amino acids. The transcript has 2 exons. Lineage: Eukaryota; Viridiplantae; Streptophyta; Magnoliopsida; Fabales; Fabaceae. The record is from RefSeq and is a predicted model, not a curated record.